Chaetomium strumarium is the source of this 1356-nucleotide messenger RNA. Its product is annotated as polygalacturonase precursor. Bases 1 to 1356 code for a protein of 451 amino acids. The transcript has 2 exons. Lineage: Eukaryota; Fungi; Ascomycota; Sordariomycetes; Sordariales; Chaetomiaceae. Gene Ontology annotation, molecular function: polygalacturonase activity. Gene Ontology annotation, biological process: carbohydrate metabolic process. The record is from RefSeq and is a predicted model, not a curated record.
AUGGUUCAUGUCAAGUCUUUCGUGCUUGCAGCCUCGGUGCUAUCGUCGGUUGCUACUGUGUCUAGGGGUCAAACUCACGACAACAAGCAUAGCCAGCCGAGGAGCAGGCCCGAUGUUCAGUGCCAUCCUAAGCAUCCGUCGAAGCCGAUUCCGUCGUCACCGCCGCGGACCAAGACUUGCUAUGUUGACAGCAACGGGGAUGGCUCAGAUGAUUCGCAGAACAUCCUGAAGGCGAUCCACAAAUGCAACCCGGGCGGACAUGUCGUGUUCUCUGCCGACACUACGUACAUCAUCGGGACCGCUCUGGACCUGACCUUCUUGAAAAACAUCGACCUGGACAUCCAAGGAACUAUCCAGUUCACCAACGACACCGACUACUGGCAAGCCAACUCUUUCUAUCAGACAUUCCAAAACGCCACCACGUUCUUCCAACUAGGCGGCGAGGACGUGAAUGUGUACGGUGGCGGCACCAUCGACGGGAACGGGCAGGUGUGGUACGACCUCUACGCCGCCGACAUCUACAUCCUGCGCCCGAUCCUCUUUGGCACCAUCGGUCUGAAGGGCGGCGUCAUUUCGGACCUGAACCUCCGCUACUCACCGCAAUGGUACAACCUCGUCGCCAACAGCUCCGGCGUCAUCUUCGACAACAUCAACAUCGCCGGCGGUAGCAAGAGCAGCAAUCCUGCGAAGAACACCGAUGGCUGGGAUACUUACCGCAGCGAUAACAUCGUCAUUCAGAACAGCCACAUCGACAACGGGGACGACUGUGUGAGCUUCAAGCCCAACAGCACCAAUAUUGUCGUGCAGGGUCUGCAGUGCAAUGGCAGUCACGGCAUUUCCGUUGGUUCGCUGGGCCAGUAUGUCGGCGAGGUCGAUAUUGUCGAGAACAUCUACGUCACCAACAUAACCAUGUCCAACGCGUCCGACGGCGCGCGCAUCAAAGUCUGGCCCGGCUCCGCGAGCGCGCUCUCGGGCGACCUGCAAGGCGGUGGCGGCAGCGGUCGCGUCAACAACAUCACGUACGACGGCAUGACCCUCUCGAACGUCGACUACGCCGUGGAAAUCACGCAGUGCUACGGCCAGAAGAACCUGACGCUGUGUAACGAGUACCCGUCCUCCCUGGUCAUCGAGAACGUGGCCGUCCGGAACUUCAAGGGCAUGACCAGCAAGAAGUACGAUCCACUCGUCGGCUACCUGGUGUGCUCGAGCCCAGAUACUUGCCACAACAUCACGGUGCAGGGUAUGGAGGGCGUCAAGAGUCCCAAGGGGAACAGCCAGUUCACCUGUGCCAAUAUCGAGGAGAGCGGGCUGCAUGUGAACUGCACGGGCAGUGGGACCAAGGGAGGGAACUCAUAG